AUGAGGGCGGCGCGGUCCCUAUUGAGCUCGGCUCGCUCCGCCGCCACGGCCGCUUCCAGCCGCUCGAUAACCUCCCAGGCGCUUUCGAGCACAUCUGGGAGGGGUUCUGGGGCCUGGCUUGACGGCGGCCAGGUGCUGGAUCCCCUGCAAGCCCUCUCUGUAGAGGCGCUCGGGGUCCCCGACAACUGCCACGCCGGCGCCGCCCUCGCCGCGACCACCUCCACCGUGGCUGCUUGCUCCGCCCUCGGAGUGCUCAGGGUGGGCUCGGAUGGCACUGGCUACUCGGGUGCGGCCGCUACCCUCAGCUCGGGGCAGGGCGGUGCCUGCAGCUUCUAUUCUGCCAGCGCGCUCGGCUCUGGCGCGGGCGCGUUCGGCCUAGGAGCGGGAGUUGGCCUCGGCUCUUCUGGCUACCUCUGGCCUCCGGCGGGGUCCUUGGGCAGCCUAAAAAUGAAAAAGGUUAAUACCCCCAAACUAAUACCCGGGAAAACACGCUCGGGACAAGGAAAGAACUUACGUGGACUUCAGUCCGCGGUAUUGCCACCAGGAAUCCGCCUUUCUCCUCUUCGGCGGGGGGCUCUGGCCCCCGAGCCAUUGAGGGGCCGCCGUGGAGCCUGCCUCCAGCGGCAGGCCGGCUCGGGCUCCCGCUGUUGCACCACCGGCCCGGCCCUAGUCCUAGGGCUCCCGCACCCUGGACCUGGUCUCUGUCCCGGACUCCGUGCCCGAUGA
This is a messenger RNA of Phragmites australis (common reed), 726 nucleotides long. RefSeq lists its product as uncharacterized. The record is from RefSeq and is a predicted model, not a curated record. The transcript has a single exon. NCBI's taxonomy places the organism in Eukaryota, Viridiplantae, Streptophyta, Magnoliopsida, Poales, Poaceae. The coding region runs from base 1 to 726 and encodes 241 amino acids.